ACCACGACGAUGCCGUGAUGGCAAGAGAGGACGCGCGCGGCAAGCGACCCUUCAAGCUAUGGGACGGGCAACGUAGCGUGCGCAAGGGGCUGGUGGUGGGCAGCCUCGAGGAGUUGGUGGCGCGCGGUCGAGACAAGUUGGGCGUCGCCGCCGCCGAACCGGUACGACUCGUUUUGGAGUCGGACGGCACGCAGGUAGAGGACGCCGAAUACUUUCGAACGUUGCCGCCCAACAGCGUGCUGCUGUUGCUGAGGCCGGGGGAGCGCUGGUUGCCGGCGGGAGUAGAUGUAAUACGCGCAGUAGUUUCUGCUAUACCCCGCAUCGUAUGCGAAACAAUCAAUGCGUUGGAACUGCAGGAUGAAACACCUUCAUGGAAAAUCAUGGACAACAAGGGCCGGGUCACGGUUGUUCUGCACUGGGACCAGCGGCCUGGAAGGGGGCCUGCCGACGUACCGUCGCCUGCCAAAUUUUCACCUAGUAAACGACCGCCAGGAGGCAUUCAGGCGGCUACGCCCAAAGGGCCAUCACCAGCUCAGGACGGAUUCACCCCUCCUAGGAGGGCCAGCCCGCAGAUCACUGUGAUAAACCACGAUGAAGUUCGAUCUAUGGGAGCCCGUCGCGCCAGCUCCUUGGAAGCGCCCGUGCACGUGCACACGCCCGAGUGCAUGCACCAUGCGCACCUGCCCCGCGCCGGCAGUCCCCAGAAUGGCGCGGUCGAAUGCGACUUCCACUGCUGCGCGCUGCACGAGGAGGGUCGGCGCAUCGCCGUGCACAAAUCGGUAGCGACGUCGCCCAUCCAGGAGGCGGGCGCGCAACAAGCUCAAGCGUCUCCACAGCCACGUCAUGUCCGUUUUUUAGACGUUGAAGGUGGCGGCCGGGGCGGGGGCCUCUCCGAGCACGAGUCCUCCGAGUCCGAGACGGAGAACACCGUCAUGGAGGACGAGGCCGUCACCUCCGAAAAGUUCCUGCUGCUCGUGGACCAGCUCAGCGUCGACCAGAAACGCCACCUCAGCAUCAAGGACAUCGGCAUCAUCCUGGAACGCCUCAGCUCCAAGAUCCUGGACGUCGAACGCCUGGAUCGUGAGAGCGAAAGCGACGACUGCUACAACUGGACUAUAAAGGCCACGAUACGGGGCGCGGACAUGCGCGAACUGGGCGUCAUCUACAACGGCAACUACUACGCCAUCUCGGAGCAUCCGGGCUACCGUGAGGAGAACGAGGGAGUGCUGGAGGAAGGCGAGGAGGAGGAAGAGGAGGAGGACCGGCUGUGAACGCCACUGCCAAAACUUGCGCACAAUCGAGCGCGCGGUGCGCACAUAUCCUGUCGCGACCGGGUACGAUUCCUGGAGGCUGUCGUUUAGAGGCCAGUGUCAGAUUCUAAACAUUUUGACGGCUAUAACUACACUAGGUUGUACGAGAUUACAAAUAGAUCAAU
Molecule: messenger RNA, 1435 nt
Organism: Sitophilus oryzae (rice weevil)
Lineage: Eukaryota; Metazoa; Arthropoda; Insecta; Coleoptera; Curculionidae
Gene: Drep2
Exons: 7
Coding region: 18-1271 (417 amino acids)
Biological process (GO): apoptotic process; regulation of apoptotic process
Source: RefSeq, a predicted model, not a curated record